CAUGGUGGACUUACACGUGGAGUUACACGCGCGGUUUCAAAAUGAGUUCGAGAGAUGAGGAAGUUUACAUGGAAUUUUCGUUUAUUAAAGAAAACAGCGUAAGUCAGCGGGAGAAAGUGAAGGCGUUCUGGAAGUUCUUGGAUGCUCAGAAUUGUUUGCAACCGCACAAAGGAAUAUUGGAACGCGAAUCGUCAUCGGAAACGGCGUCGGUAUCGAGCGUGGAGGAAAUUAUGAAGGAGAAGGAUAUUUGGCGCAAGGGAUUGCAAGUCUUCCAACAACUCGGUCUAGACAAGACCGCUCUCGCAGCUGAUAACAAAUGCGGACUCUGCAGCUUCGCUCACAAAACAAAGUUCCAGUAUGAUGCAAAGAUCUGGCCGACACGGUGACGCAACCGUAUGAGGAAUUGAACGCUGACAUAGAGGCCUUCGAGCAGCGUCAAAAAAAUCGUGACUCGAUCAUCUUUACUCAGCGCGAAGCGUUUUGUGCUGCCGACAAAUCCAAUUGCAACUCUAGUGUAAAAACGAAGAAAUAAUGUAAUUUGUGUAGUCGAUACUUUAGGACG
Molecule: messenger RNA, 562 nt
Organism: Mycetomoellerius zeteki
Lineage: Eukaryota; Metazoa; Arthropoda; Insecta; Hymenoptera; Formicidae
Exons: 3
Coding region: 42-386 (114 amino acids)
Source: RefSeq, a predicted model, not a curated record